AUGAUGUUCACCGCUGCUCAGGCCAAACAGGCCAACUAUACCUGCGCGGCUAUAUCUCUGGUAAUCUUACUCACUCGAGCUGCUGUUUCACGACGAGGACAAAGAGCGGUCGAUCUUGCUUUCUGGCUGGUUGCGCUAUCCAUCAUUGUAGUGAUCACGCGCAUCGUCGUGGUCUUUUACUACCUCCUCUACGGUACAGCGAGCGACGUUAUUCGCGAUGCAGACUACUUCAACAGUCACGAUUCAAGUCGGGUGGUGGCUGGCAGCAAAUUAUCUCUGGCAGCUCGAGUGCUCAUCACAGCUUCAUGUUGGCUUCAAAUAUGCCUUCUACUCCUCUUCUACUCGCAGCUCUACACCAUGAAAGGUAUUCGAUGGGUCGCUCACAUGAUUCGAUUUACAUGGUUUGGGGCUGGUCUGACAUUCCUUGCCGUUGUACUGGCGACUUUCCUCGAGUGUCGCCCUCUCCAUCUAUAUUGGCAGGUGCAACCAAGUCCUGGAAGCUGCAUCAAGGGCUACGUUCAGCUUCUGGUCCAAUGCAUCAGCAACAUUGUCCUCGACCUCAUGUUAUUGGUGAUCUCUUAUCCAAUUCUCUUCUGCAAAGGCCGAAGCUUGGGCCAACAUUUCCGCGUCGCAGCACUAUUCAUCCUCGGCACUUUCUGCAUCAUUGUCACCACUCUCCGACUCGUAUCAGUAUUUGACAGUGGUUCGGCCCAACCUACGCGAAGUCUCUGGGCUUCGAUCCAAAUGGUCGUUUCAACCUUUGUCGCAAACGCACCAACCAUCUACGGCGAUUUGAAAGUGCAGAGACGGAAGAAAAGCAACGCCAUCGCUAGAAGAUUGAGUCGACCAGAACUCUGGGGACCAGACUCGAAUGGUUCUGUCCGAGGACUUGUUACACCACAGAGAGCCGUCACCGUCGAGUCGCAGAGAUCUGGCACAUCUGGAUCUGUUUCGAGUGGGACAGGCAGGAAAGAUUGGUUUGAUCAUCUGGAAGAUAUUGAGGCCAUGGGAUGGAAAACGCCAAAUUGGGGUAAAAGUCGUUACGAACCGGGGUAA
This is a messenger RNA of Lithohypha guttulata, 1056 nucleotides long. RefSeq lists its product as uncharacterized. The transcript has a single exon. NCBI's taxonomy places the organism in Eukaryota, Fungi, Ascomycota, Eurotiomycetes, Chaetothyriales, Trichomeriaceae. The coding region runs from base 1 to 1056 and encodes 351 amino acids. The record is from RefSeq and is a predicted model, not a curated record.